Messenger RNA from Notodromas monacha, 1497 nucleotides. NCBI's taxonomy places the organism in Eukaryota, Metazoa, Arthropoda, Ostracoda, Podocopida, Cyprididae. The record is from the annotation of a GenBank genome assembly.
AUGACCCAAACGUAUGUUCAAGAAUUUUGGGAAACAUACUCAGAAAAGCCAAAACUGAGCUUUACCUUGCAAGGAACUUAUUCACACGAUGAUCUGAACAAACUGGACAUGAUCGACGAUGAGCUCCUGGAGUACUUAAUCUGGUUGAACUCGCCAAAGAUGAGAAAUGAGACUAUGAUUGUGAUUAUGGCUGAUCAUGGACCUCGAGGACACGCAUUGACCAUGACUCGCCAAGGUACCAUAGAACUUCGCCGACCUAUGAUGAAUAUCAUGAUGCCUCCUUGGUUCAAAACUAAAUUUCCAAAGGCCUGGGAAAAUCUGUUGGUCAAUUCAAAACGGCUUGUGACUACCCUGGAUCUUCACUACACUAUCAAAAGUCUUCUUAGCUUGCAGAUCAUGGACCUUGAUACAGUUCCGGUCCUACAAAACCUACCACCCGGCCUGACGAUGUUCGCCCCAAUGCCUAAAGGUAGAACCUGCGCCAUGGCUCAGGUUCAAAGCCAUUAUUGUGCCUGCAAAAACGUGAAGGAAGUCAGUACAGCUCCCGGUAGCAAACACAGCGACAUCUUGCAUAAACUAGCGAAAGACGUGAUAGUCGAGUUGAAUAAGCGUGUUCAGUCGUGGCUCUUGUGGUGCGUUAAGGAGAUGCCGGCCUACUCGAGAUUCGUGAAGGCCAUGGAAACGAAGGUGGACAACAAAACGGGUCUAUUGCCCAACGCAGACUCCUAUCAUCCAUUCUGCAGGGAAUGGAGUCUGGAGAAGAUCGAACGAGCCCAUCUCAUCGUGGCUAGCAAAGGAAACCAGACAAAGUUGGACGAUGACGAAUUGGAAGAAUCUGUAUCAUUACAGUACGAACUUACUAUUGUGGCUAGACCUGGACCAGGUCACUUCCUGGCGACAGUUUGGCACAACCCUGUCACCAACAAGAGCACCGUCGACGUUUACUACUUUUCGAGGAUGGAUUGGUUUUCGCCUCAUGCGAAGUGCAUUGAGAGAGUUUGUCCUUCCCUGGAAAAAUACUGCUACUGUUGAUUUUUGAGAGGGGGAAAUCCACUUGAUUAUACCGAAGAAAUUUUUUUUCAAUUGAUUCAUGAAGAAACAAACAUUUGUGUGUUUUAAAAGCUCUCGUGCGUGUUAUUUUUCAUUUUUGCGAGUCAUUUGAUCGCGUUAUAUCGAUAUUCAUUAUUUAAUGCAUUUUGAAUGAGUCUGAUUGAAUUCAGUAAAAUGGGCGAAAAUGUGCAACUGAGUGAUGUUUUCAUAACUUGUUCAUUUUUUUAGAAUCCAUGAAUUGAACUUUUAUCGCAAAAUUUCAACACAUAAAUACACAAGAAAUUGAAGUGACCCAACCCGUCAACUGAGUCGCAAAAACAAGAUAGAAUAAUGUCGGUAAUAAUCAAUUGAAAGUUUUAAUCGGGAAUUAUUUGAUAGAAUUUUAAAACAAUAUUUUUGAACCGUUAGAGUUUUUUUCUUGAUUUACAAAUUUUACUAGCUUUGUAU